UGAUAUCGUCAAUGGACGAGACGCUGAUGACGCUAAUGGGGGGGUAGAGUAGAAAAUAUAUAUUUGACAGGGGUUUGACUGACGGGAGAUAAGGGGGCAGUAGUAGGCGAGAAAGACCUGCGUAUGAAACGAAAUUUAAGUUACUUUUUGUAUGUCGGUCACAUUUUUUUUGUGACUGGUGCCGCGAGUUGAAUCGUAUGUGAUGAUUAAUUCGGAAAGACACAGCAACAGGGCAUAGAACUACAGGAUGUCGCGGACAGUUUCAGUUUUUUGGAUGGGGAAGCACGACUAGAACAGUAAAACGCAACGCGGAAAAUAUUUAAAAGGGAGAAUGCGAAUGGUUAGAAGAGAUAGAAUUCAAACAAAAUGGAAACAAUGUAGCAUCGCUGCGGCAUUCCAUAUAGCUAUAAGCACUACUAGAGUAGAAAAUAGAGAGCUAGUUAACAAAUAUAAAUGUAACGUUACUUAUUAUUUAUCAGAAAAGCUCAAACAGAGUCUGUAGUAAACUGGUUGAAAUAAAAAUAGUUCGUUGGUGUCCCCAGCUACCAAAGAAGAAAAAACUCAAAUAUGCUACGGAGAAGACUGAACCGUUUGUUUGGUAGGGACGAGAGGAGGGUAGACAGCAGGACCAUCUACGUAGGCCACCGGCCCUGUCCCACCACCGACGCUUUCAUCCCCCCCAAGUUCUGUGACAACAGGAUUGUCUCUUCCAAGUACACGGUGUGGAACUUCCUGCCGAAGAAUCUGUUUGAACAGUUCAGAAGAAUCGCCAAUUUCUACUUCCUCAUCAUCUUUUUGGUGCAGGUGAUUGUAGACACCCCCACCAGCCCAGUCACUAGUGGCCUGCCAUUGUUCUUCGUCAUCACAGUAACAGCCAUUAAACAGGGCUAUGAGGACUGGCUGCGGCACAAGGCAGACAAUGAGGUGAAUAAGUACCUGGUGACGGUGCUGGAGGACGGCCGGAGAGCACGCAAGGAGAGCGAGAAUAUCAAGGUCGGGGAUGUGGUGGAGGUGGUGGAGGAUGAGACCUUUCCCUGUGACCUCAUCCUGCUGCAGUCRAGCCGGGAGGACGACACCUGCUUUGUCACCACGGCCAGUCUGGACGGGGAGUCCAACCAUAAGACACACUACACAGUGCCAGACACAGAGAAGGGCCUGGAGUCUCUCAGCGCCACCGUGGAGUGCGAGCAGCCGCAGCCUGACCUCUACAAGUUUGUGGGGCGUAUGCACAUCUACAAGAAUGACCAGGAGCCUGCUGUGAGGUCUUUGGGUCCAGAGAAUCUCCUCCUGAAAGGCGCUACCUUGAAGAAUACUCAGAAGAUUUAUGGAGUGGCAGUGUACUCUGGCAUGGAAACCAAAAUGGCUCUGAACUACCAGGGGAAGUCCCAGAAGCGGUCUGUGGUGGAGAAAUCUAUCAAUGCCUUCCUGCUGGUGUACCUGUGUAUCCUGGUGAGCAAGGCCCUGGUGUGCACCACYCUCAAGUACGUGUGGCAGAGCCAACCAGGCCAGGAAGAGCCCUGGUACAACCAGAAGACGCAGAAGGAGAAAGAUGCCAACCUGUACCUGAAGAUGUUUACUGACUUCCUGUCGUUCAUGGUUCUGUUCAACUUCAUCAUCCCCGUGUCCAUGUACGUGACGGUGGAGAUGCAGAAGUUCCUGGGCUCCUUCUUCAUCUCCUGGGACAAGGACUUCUUCGACCCCGAGAUCCAGGAAGGGGCUCUGGUCAACACCUCUGACCUCAACGAGGAGCUAGGACAGGUGGAGUAUGUGUUCACGGACAAGACGGGCACUCUGACCCAGAACAGCAUGGAGUUCAUCGAGUGCUGCAUCGACGGCUUCCAGUACAAGAACCGUGACUCGAGCACCGAGCUGGACGGCUUCUGUGUCACAGAUGGACCCGUGAGCAUGCUGCAGCAGAAGGCUGGCAGGGAGGAGGAGGAGCUGUUCCUGCGGGCUCUGUGUCUGUGCCACACGGUGCAGGUCAAGGAGUCUACGGGUCAGGAGGACGGGGUUGGGGACCAGGUGGACGGUGUCCUGGGGCUGGACGGAGAGAUGGUCCACCCUGCAGAGCUCAGGGGCUUCAURGCRUCCUCACCCGACGAGGUGGCACUGGUCAAGGGAGCCAUGAAGUAUGGUUUCACAUUCCUAGGUAUGGAGAGCAAGAACAUGAGAGUGAUGAACAGAGACAAAGAUGUUGAAACGUACGAGCUGCUUCAUGUGUUGAACUUUGACCCGGUGAGAAGGCGUAUGAGCGUAAUAGUCCGAUCCAAAUGCGGGGACAUCAUGCUGUUCUGUAAGGGGGCCGACUCCUCCAUCUUCCCCCGUGUCAGGCAGGAGGAGGUGGACAGGAUAUGCAUGCACGUGGAGCGCAACGCUACGGAAGGCUACCGGACGCUGUGUGUGGCCUACAAGCUGCUGAGUUCUGAAGAGUACGCCCAGGCAGACGCAGGGCUGAGGGAUGCCAGGCUGGCCCUGGAUGACCGAGAGGAGAAACUCAUGGCUGUCUACAACCAGGUGGAGACUGGAAUGAGCCUGAUCGGCGCUACCGCCGUGGAGGACAGGUUGCAGGAGGAGGCAGCGGAGACCAUGGAGGCCCUGCAGCGGGCUGGCAUGAAGGUGUGGGUUCUUACYGGGGACAAGAUGGAGACGGCCAAGUCCACYUGCUACGCCUGCCGGCUGUUCCAGAGGGGCACAGAGCUGCUGGAACUGACGGUGCGAACCCUGGAGGACGGUGGGAGGAGYAGAGAAGAGCGCCUGCAUGAGGUGCUGUUAGACUACCACAAGAGGGCAGUGCAGGACACUCCACCGGUUAAGACUGGGAUCACCAGGAGCUGGACUUCAGCUAAGCAGGACUACGGCUUCAUCAUAGACGGAGCCACUCUGUCCUUAGUGUUCAACUCCUCUCCUGACUCCAGCCACUACAAGAGUCUGUUACUCCAGAUCUGUCAGAACUGUACCACUGUGCUGUGCUGCCGUAUGGCUCCCCUACAGAAGGCCCAGAUUGUGAACAUGGUGAAGAACUCUAAAGGCAGCCCUAUUACCCUCUCCAUCGGAGAUGGKGCCAACGAUGUCAGUAUGAUCCUGGAGGCACACAUUGGCAUCGGUAUAAAAGGUAAAGAGGGUCGCCAGGCAGUGAGGAACAGUGACUAUGCCAUCCCUAAACUCAAGCACCUGAAGAAACUGUUACUGGGACACGGGCACCUCUACUACGUUCGGAUCGCCCAUCUGGUGCAAUACUUCUUCUACAAGAACCUCUGCUUCAUCUUACCUCAGUUCUUGUACCAGUUUUUCUGUGGAUCUUCCCAGCAAGUGAGUACUGUACCGCGUCCUGCUGAGGCCCCUCUCCUCUCUCUGAGAUUCAAAGAUUCUCUAAACAUGAAAUAG
Molecule: messenger RNA, 3384 nt
Organism: Salvelinus sp. IW2-2015
Lineage: Eukaryota; Metazoa; Chordata; Actinopteri; Salmoniformes; Salmonidae
Product: phospholipid-transporting ATPase 11C
Biological process (GO): phospholipid translocation
Cellular component (GO): plasma membrane; recycling endosome; endoplasmic reticulum
Molecular function (GO): ATP hydrolysis activity; ATP binding; ATPase-coupled intramembrane lipid carrier activity
Source: RefSeq, a predicted model, not a curated record